GAGUGAAGAAAUGUGCCUGCGUGAUUUGUUGUCGUGCACGCACCGACCAGUCAACACUAUCGGACACGGGUUUUCCUCACCUUGUGAGGACUUCCUGCUGGUGAAACAGCUGGCGCGUGUUCAUGUGCGCACUCAGGAUGGACAGGAUCAGUUAGGUCCGUCUCCAACCCCCACCACCCCCGCUUCUCUUCCUGAGCUUAUCCGCCUCUGCUGCGCGCUCCACCGGCCUCUACCUCGGURUUUACCUCGGCAGAAGACAUGGGGGAGAAAUCAGACAUUCCCAACGAACUUUUCGAGAGCGUGCGGGAGGCGGUGGGUCGGAGGGUGAAACUGACCCUGAGGCGCAGAGUCCAGCUGGAGGUCAGAGGUGACAAGGUGGAGCCCAGAGUCCUGGCUUUGGCAUCACAUCGAGCCUAUCUGUUGACAGCUCGGGUCCCUUCUAAGGUUGAGCAGUCGUUCAGCUACUUUGACAUCCAAGGAGUCAGCAGCACCAAACCCACUCAGCUGGUGUUGGAUCAUGAACGCGGUCCUUGGAGUCUCCGCCUCAGCUCGGUGGAGGAGGUGGACGAGGUGAUCGCUCACAUCGGCAGCUAUCUCUACCGGAUCUUCCCCUCCGGGUCACCUGUGAAGAUGAUGAGGAAGUUGAGUCUGAAGCCUCCAGAGAGGUUGACGAGCCUCCAGGCCGUCUGGAACGAGCAGACCUCCACAGACCUGGGACCCUGCGGCGGCUUUUCUCAUCAGUACUGGUGUGUGUGUGACAGCCUGGGCCUGCCGUUCAGAGAGGAGGUCCAAUGGGAUGUGGACACCAUUUACCUCACUCAGGACACUAAAGAACUCAACCUGCAGGACUUUGUUCACCUGGAAAACAGGGAUCUGGUGCCAAUUAUAGCAGUUCUUGAAUACAACCAGUGGUUCUCCAAAGUCUCAUCCAAAGAUUUCAAAAUGUCCACGGAUGUUUGUGACCAGAUUUUCAAGGUUGUGGCUCGGUCCAGUAAACUCGAAGAGCUGGUUCUGGACAACGCUGGACUCAAAAGUGAUUUUGCUCAGAAACUGGCCAGUGCUCUGUCCCAGAACCCCUCCUGCACCCUUCAGACCCUCAUCCUGAGCAACAACUCUCUGGAGGACAAAGGUGUGUUCUUCUCUGAGCAAAGGAUCUUUAAAACGUCUCUCUGUGCUCAACAUGUCAAAAACKGUUUUCUCUCACAGGAAGUGUAGAGAAAUCCCUGCGUCCUUUAAGGAGUUCUUCAGCUGCUCUCAGGCUCUGACAUCUGUCAGUCUGUCAGGAACCAAGCUGCCUCUGGAGGCUCUGAAAUCGUUACUGUUGGGCCUCGGCUGCAACCCAAACCUGAGCGACGUGUCUCUGGACCUCAGCUCCUGUGAGCUGCGUUCAGGAGGAUCUCAGAUCCUGGAGGGUUGCAUCGCUGAGAUCCCCAACAUUUCCAGUCUGGAUAUUUCAGACAACAGUUUGGAUAUGGACCUCACUACUCUUCUUGUCUGGCUGGCUAAGAACCGUUCCAUCAGACACCUUUCAUUGGGCAAGAACUUCAACAAUAUUAAAUCUAAAAAUGUGGCUCAAGUUCUCGACAAUCUGGUUCACAUGAUUCAAGAAGAGGAGUCACCGUUGACCUCRCUCUCCCUGGCUGACUCCAAGCUGAAGGGAGACCUCUCCAUCGUUCUCAACGCUCUCGGCAGCAACUCCUCUCUGACCAAACUGGACAUCAGUGGAAACUCUAUGGGAGACAUGGGGGCCAAGAUGUUAGCCAAAGCCCUGCAGAUCAACACGAAGCUCAGAACAAUAGUGUGGGACAGGAACAACAUCAGCCCUCAGGGUUUACAGGAUGUAGCUGCUGCUUUAGAAAAGAACUACACCAUUCGCUUCAUGCCUGUUCCCAUCAUGGAUGCUGCUCAGGCUCUGAAGACAAACCCAGAGAAAACAGAAGAUGCUUUACUAAAGAUGGAGCAGUACCUGCUGAGGAACCAUGAGACGCGCAGAUACCUGCAGGAGCAGGCGUACAGGCUGCAGCAGGGGAUAGUCACYACCACCACUCAGCAGAUGAUGGACAGGAUGUGUGUCAGGGUGCAGGACCACCUGAACUCUCUGAGGUUCUCAGAAACYAGCUCCAUUCAGGAGGACAUGAAGGUGGCAGAGAAUCUCAUGAAGGACGCCAGAAACUCCAAAACGCUGCUCCCCAACCUGUACCACCUGAAGAGCGGCGGCUCCAAAGGUGCGUGUGUCUGUGCCAUUCAGGAUAAACUGAGGUCCAUGGCUGAGGAGGUGGCAGAAGUGAUGGACGAGCAGCUGCAGAUGAUGAUGGUGUCCAUGGUGGAUGCUGCCGAGGGACUGUGUCCUCACGUGAUGAAGAGGAGCGGCCUUCGCCAGGAGCUGCUGAAGGCCGGGGCGGGGAGGAUGACGGUUCCCCACAGCUUUGUCACCACCACGUUCAUGGAGCAGUCUGGUAUCGACAUCAUCAAUAAGAUCAGUGAAGUGAAGCUCAGCAUGGCCUCGUUUCUGUCUGAUCGCAUUGCGGACGAGAUCCUGGAGUCUCUGUCAUCAUCACAAAACACUCUGGCGGAUCACCUGAUCAGAAAAGACCAACCUAUGCACCACGAAGCACAGACUGAGACGGAAGUUCUGGAUGAGACCGUUCUGCAGCCGGAGAAACAUGACAAGGACCACAAACGGGAUCGAGACCAGAAACGUGCGCUGGAUGAUAUGGAGUCCUGCAUGAUGACUCCUAAAUCUAAGAGGAAAAGUAUUCUGGUCAGAAUGCUGCGGCCCGUAUCUGUGGCGUUUGAGAUGGAGUUUGACCUGGACAAAGCUCUGGAGGAAGUUCCGAUCCACGUCGAGGACCCGCCUCUCCCUUCCCCUCCUCCGUUACAGAGCUCGGAGAGAAUGUCGCACUACGGAGAUCUGCCYCCUCCCCCGACUCCGACAGACACCACAUCUGUGUGUCUUGGCGAGCUGCCCCCCGUGGAGCACAAGACUCUGAAUAACUGCACCAAAUUCCGCCCAAAACCGAAGAAGAGGACUAAACCCAGCAGAGCACCACUGGAGGCCGCUGGAGGCUCAGAGCAGAACAGCCUGAUGGGAAAACUGGAUGAGGGUUUAGAAGACUUCUUCACCAAGAAUGUCAUCAGACUCAGCUUUAAACUUCCCUCUGUAAAAAGUCCCUCCACCAACACGCCAGACRCAACAGAUAAGAAACGCGAAUCCAGGAAGAGUGGCUUCUUUAAUUACAUCAAAUCUCGGACGUCCCGCUCAGAGAAAAGCCCCGGAGCUGCUUCCAUCACCCCACCUCAGCUUUCCCUUAACACCAACGCACAUCCUGCUACCACCACCGAAGAGAGCACACCCACGUCUCCUACACCGCGAGUCAAAUCUCCCACCUCUGUGCCAGAAUCGCACCCGGAGCUCCACAGGGCACAAUGUUUGAACCACACAGUUCCUGAGACGGAGGCGCCUCUGGCUGCCGCGGAACCUGCUGUGGAGGAGAAAGAGGAGAAGAACGUGAAACAUAAGGAGAACACAGAGAAGACUGAAAACACAGAGAAACAAGAGAACRCAGAGAAGAAGGAGAAUCCCCACGCACAUCGCCACAUUGGGAUUCCUGUGAUGGGAAAAGACCUGCUGGCUGAGAUGAAGGCCAGGCAAGAGAAAAGGCAGGAGAAAAAGACUGAAAAGAAGGCUGAUUUAACGUCCGGACCAGACAAGGUGGACACACACAAAGCAAAGUCAGACAACCAUCCUGUUGUCCCAGUGGACACUGAAGACUCCAAACCAGAGCUGAUUCCCAGGUCCAAACCACCGAGCAUCAUCCCCAAACCUGCUACAAAAGUCCCACUGGGGUCUCGGAUAUCUGGACCCCUCAGUCCUACAAGUCCCAGGUCGUACAGCAUCUCUGUAAUCGAUGAUUCUUUAGAGACUCAAGCUGGGAUCCAUUCUCCCAAAGCGCCACUUCCUGCUCCCCGUCUGAAGAGGGCGUCAUCAGAGCAAGACAGAGGGAGCACAAGCAGCAGCUCUGCCGGACCCCUGUCUCCUCUGGAUGACGGUGACGCCUUUGAGCAGCCCGUCGUUGGUACCGAGCCCAGUUCCGGUAACCAUCAGUGGUCGUCUCUGAAGGGCUCGUCCAGUCCUCCAGCAGCCAGGGAGGACGACCGCGASCGUGCCAAGUCCCUCCCAGCCUACGUGAGAUCUCCGUCUCAGACAGAGGCAGAGCUCAGUCCAGCUGAGGGAGAGAUUCCUUCUCUGACCUCUGACCUCAAGUCUAACAACAAAUCUGAGGAUGAGUCCAGUGAGGACACUCCUUCAAUGUGAUUCCAGCGAGACGCCUGCUGUUUUUCUUUUUAAUCCUGUUUUACUGACACUUCUGCUCCCACCAACAUUAAGAAGGUCAAAACCAUCUGCAGAAGAAAAGAGGCAUGACUUUUCUGUUUUAGGUUCAUAACCUGUACAAAUACAUAUGUAUUUUUGCACCCAUUCUGCUGUUUUUGUGAACUUGAUGUUUGACCAAAACUGUAUCAUUAGCAUCUCUGUUCAGAUCCAUAAGGAGCCCAUCAGAUGGGUUUGAUCUGUGUUUUCUGUUUAAACAUGUCCAUGUAUGAAUCUCAUUUUGUCCAAAGAACUGAGGAGGAUGAACCUGACGGGUUGUCCUSUCAGACUGAAGCUGCUCUCUGCUGGUACGGCGUUAGCAGCGAUUUGGUCRUCUGCACCAGCAGAACAGCUCAAAAUCUUUAUUUUAUUUUAUUUUUUUAUGCAAGCUCAUCAUAUUAAAAAAAGAAAAACUAGUAUUUGUUCAAAAUGGACAAUGCACAUUAAUUCGAGUGACUUUACUUUAGCCAUUAAUGCUAAUUUUCAUCUGCAAUUUCUAGCAGUUUGAUGGUAAAACUCAUAAACAAAAACAUGAGAUUAAAUGAAAACAAGUGGAAUAAAGUGAAAUAGGAAAUAUUUAUAUAUACAUUAAUAGUGGUUAAGAAAGUUGGUGGUAAACUAAGACGAAAUUAAGUUUUCUUUAAAGUUGGUUAAAACACUUAAACAUGAUAACAAAGUGAUGCUAAACAUCAGGGGCAGCUGGGAGGCUUCCUUUCCUUUAGCCCAGAUUUAAAUACUUCAUGCUCUACCCAAAGAAAAAAUAUCUAGAUUAUUUAAUAGUCUAGUACUUUUAAAUAAAAAAAUAGUUUUUUUUUGUUUUUUGUCAUGACAAACAGUUUGACUUCAGUCCUGCCACAGACUCACAAACGUUCCCUGUUAAAACACCAAGUUAGUCUAAAUCUAAAUGCUCCCAGUCUCAUAGCUGUUGUAUUACAGUGUCCUUCAUGUACUGCUGCACUUAAAAAUGUAUUAUAUAUCAGUGUAAAUAUUUAUUAACAUCUGUUUGUGCUUCUGUUUAUAGAAUAAAUGAGGGGUUUAUCAGUUUCAUGCGGAAAUUAUGAUGUGAUUAUUAUACUGGUGAUGGUUUAUUGGGAGAUUUUUUUCUUAUUGUUUUAUUUUUAUUCAGUUUAAAGUGGAUUUUAUUGUUUGUCAGUCGUUUUGUUUGCCUGGAAAUGUGACCACAAGCUGUCAGAUAUGUUUGUAUGUUUAUACCAAAGCAUCUGUUCGGUUUCUACCAAUAAACUGAGUUAAAAUUGA
This is a messenger RNA of Austrofundulus limnaeus, 5626 nucleotides long. RefSeq names its product leucine-rich repeat-containing protein 16A. Gene Ontology annotation, biological process: cell migration; regulation of Arp2/3 complex-mediated actin nucleation. The record is from RefSeq and is a predicted model, not a curated record. Gene Ontology annotation, cellular component: plasma membrane; lamellipodium. Gene Ontology annotation, molecular function: protein binding. Lineage: Eukaryota; Metazoa; Chordata; Actinopteri; Cyprinodontiformes; Rivulidae.